AUGAAAUACAACUUAACUUCCUUAAAGAUCAUGUGCGAAACUUAUGUCUUGCUCGCUCUACAAGGUUUGUGGGAGAUCGCUGACCGAAGAUUUCCUGGCGCCCAACCCAUUUCAUUCAACAAGCAGUCUCUAGACAUAAUGCUGAAGAAAGAUUCUCUAUUGAUUAACACUAGCUUUUGGGUAUGUGAAAAGUCUGAUGGACAACGCGUUCUUCUUCUUGUUGUUGUCCCGCCAGUUACCAAUAUACAAGAAGUCUAUCUGAUCGACCGCAAGAACCAAUACUACCAGGUAAACCACGUGUAUUUCCCGCAUUUUCUUCCUUCAUCGCACAAGGCUAGGAUGACAACGGGUCAAUUGAACCACACUCUCCUUGAUGGUGAGCUGGUGAUCGACCAGAUAUCGGAGACACAGCGUAGGCUUAGACUCCUUCUGUUUGAUGCACUUGUUGUUGAUGGAGACAAUGUGAUGCAACGUCCUUUAAGUCGGCGUUACGGAUGCCUUCAGUGCCAAAUUCUUCCUGCGUAUUUACAGUGUAUGAAAGCCAACGCAGAUGCUCGUAUGAGGGCACCAUUUGAAAUUCAUGUGAAACCCAUGGAUCUUGCUUACGGUCUAGCUGAAGUAUUGCAAGUUAAGAUGCCCAAGUUGCGUCAUGGGUGUGAUGGACUGAUUUUCACGAGCUUGCACGCUCCUUAUGAGAUGGGAACGACAACGAACAUUUUGAAAUGGAAGCCCCCACAAGAAAAUACCAUUGAUUUUAAGAUUCAAUUGAAAUUCCCGCCCGACCUCAAAGCGGACCCCAGCGCUAAUACACCCGACUGGAAAGCUAAGCCUAUGUUUGAGCUGUUACAACACGUUCACGGUGACCAGCACGAGUUCUAUGAUUGGCUUGAUAUGGAUGAUGAAGAGUGGGACGACUGGAAGGAAAAGGGUGAGCAGCUCGAUGAUCGAAUCGUCGAAUGCGCGUGGCAUCCUCCUUCGCCUGAGGAUAAGCAAGUGGCGACUUGGCACAUUACACGUAUUCGAGAUGACAAGACGACAGCGAAUCAUAAGACAACGGUAACGAGAGUCAUGGAGAGUAUUCGAGAUGGCGUAAUGGAAGAAGAACUAAUUGAGCUGGUACCAGAAAUUCGAACGGCGUGGAAGUCCGAGAAGCGGGAGCAGCAGCGUUCCCAAAUGCAAAGGAGUCAGCGCCGAUCAUUCCCGCCAAAUGUCAAGGGACUAGGUGGACCAGGCCCCCCUAUGCGAAAGGGCGGCAUGCCAAAUCUCAAGCGGAGAUAA
Molecule: messenger RNA, 1278 nt
Organism: Malassezia sympodialis ATCC 42132
Lineage: Eukaryota; Fungi; Basidiomycota; Malasseziomycetes; Malasseziales; Malasseziaceae
Source: the annotation of a RefSeq genome assembly